AUGUCGCUUGUUUACGAUUCGGCAGAUCCUGAGCUGCCGAAUUUGCCAGAGUCGGCCCAUUGGUCAGACUCAGACUACGCGAGCGACGACGGAUCCGGGCCCAGCACGGACUCUGUGCCGUUUUCGAGCGAGACGGGCCAGAUAGAUAUAAAUCACAAGUCCGACAGCGACUCGCCUCGUACGGUCUCGCAGCCCACUCAGGAACACCAGAAGGCGGCUGGUCCGCACGUGACGGUGCCAAGACCCAACCACAGACGGAAACACAAGGCCAGGUCGCGCAAAUACGCCGGCAGCGGAACAAAGAAGGAACGCACUGGCUGGGAGCCAGGAAUCGACGUCCGGACAACAAACGUGGUCAUGAAUACGCCGGGGUCCUGGGUCGUGGUGACAGAUUACUCGCCGGACAGAUAUAGAGUGACGCACUACGAGGUUGUCUCCGAAACAGGCGCCGACGACGACGCUCUGGAUCUCCAGCUGUUGUAUGCAGAGGGCAAACAAGACCCCGAUCCAGAGGCUGUUGAGGCGCAACUGAAGGAGUACAGAAAGCGCGCAGCGCAGUCGAAGCUGGCGUUUGAGCGUGGAGUGAAAAAUCGGCCUCUGUGGUCGCACGUCAGAUGGAUCAACGUCAACGGGCUCUCGUGGGAGGCCAUUUCGACGAUAGGCAAGCAUUACAAUCUUCACAGACUAUCCAUAGAGGAUAUGAUUGACAUUCCGCAGCGCACGAAGGUCGAUUUGUACCCGAACCACCUGUUUACGGUGCUUCCCCUGAUAAAGGUGGUCAGAACAAACCGUCCGCGAGAAUCCGCUGGAAACCGCCAUGUUUCGGCCGACGACUCGAAAUCGCUGCGCUCACGAGCCUCGUCUGUGCACACGGUGGACAUGACGCUUUCUGAGCGAAUCAGCGACGAGAGAAAGAUGCGAAAGCUGUCAGACAUCAAUUUCAGGUCUCUUCGCGACGAGCGCAAGAAAAGCCGCAAAAUGCGCAACCUCGAAAUCCGCAGACCGUUGAACAGCAAGGGCCUUGCUGUUGGGAUCGAGCAGGUCUCGAUUUUCCUCACGGACGACAACACAGUAAUUACCUUUUUCGAGCAUUCGGCAGGAGACAUCACCAAGGCCAUUCUGACUCGUCUGGCGGCCAAGGACACGCUGCUGCGCACAAGCGACGAGGCCUCGAUUCUGUUCCAUUCCAUUCUUGACGCAAUAGUCGAUCUCGUCUACCCCGUGACGUCUGCCUACGACCAACGCCUAAACGAGAUAGAGCUGGACAUUCUGACCAAUCCAACCAUCUCGCACACCCAGGAAUUGCAUUUAAUGAUCAACGAGCUGGCCAACCUCAAGUCGCGCAUCAUGCCAGCCUGCAACCUGAUCCAUCAGAUGAGAGAGGUGACCAAUUUCCGCAAGUUCAUGUCUGAAAACAGCGUUUUGUACAUGAACGAUAUAUACGACCAUCUGGUGUCAUACGUGGACGACAUUGAGUCGAUGUCGAGGACGAUCGAAAACCUAGUGAACCUAAUCUUUAACACGUUGUCAGUGGAGACCAACAACUCCAUGAAACAGCUGUCUUUGGUGACUGUGAUCUUCCUUCCGCUCAGCUUCUGGGCAGGCUAUUUUGGCAUGAAUUUCGACAGGUUCGGGAACCUGGAAAAAGGAGUUGGGUUCUACUGGAAAGUGACCAUUCCGUUUACGUUUGGGCUCAUUCUGCUGGUGAUGUGGCGCGAUAUCUUUAAAAAAGUGGACUACUCAAGAAAAUACGUCACACGGGUAAUGGCCGAUUUCGCCAUAGACAGAGCAGAGAAAAAGAGAAAGCUACGGCGCAGGAAAAACCUGGUUUAA
Molecule: messenger RNA, 1833 nt
Organism: Ogataea parapolymorpha DL-1
Lineage: Eukaryota; Fungi; Ascomycota; Pichiomycetes; Pichiales; Pichiaceae
Product: Magnesium transport protein corA
Exons: 1
Coding region: 1-1833 (610 amino acids)
Biological process (GO): transmembrane transport; metal ion transport
Cellular component (GO): membrane
Molecular function (GO): magnesium ion transmembrane transporter activity; cobalt ion transmembrane transporter activity; cobalt ion binding
Source: RefSeq, a predicted model, not a curated record